AUGUCUCAUUGCCACGAUGAGCAUGAUCAUCAUCACCACCACGGCGAUGAGCACGAUCAUUCUGAUGACAUAACCCCUGCGCUACAGUUCUCGCUGUACCAACACAUCGAUUUCGACAACAUCACAACCCUCAACGAGAGCGUGCAUGGCUCUGGCAAAGCCAUAACCAAGAAGGAAUGGACCGACAGACUAAGCGACCAGCCCGAGGUGGCCAGCGAUGCCGAUGAGCAAUUGAUCAUCAAUGUCCCCUUCGCCGGGCAGGUAAAGCUGCACUCCAUCCUCAUCCGCACGUCGCAGUCGGCCAGCGCGCCCAAGACGCUCAAGGUCUUCCAGAACAAGGAGGACGUCGACUUCGAGGCCGCCGAGGACACGCCCGCCGAGCAAGAGUUCGAGCUCUCGCAGACCUCGGAGGUGCAGGACCUCCCCGUCAAGCGCGCCAAGUUCGGCAAGGUCCAGCGUCUGACACUCUUCUUCCCGGACAACUUUGGCGACGGCGAUGAGGACGUCACGAGGAUCUCGUACCUCGGCUUCAAGGGCGAGUGGAUGCAGCUCGGGCGGGCGCCGGCUAAUAUCAUUUACGAGGCUGCUGCGAACCCAAAUGACCACAAGCUGAAGGGUACGAAUAUCAACCAGAUGGGUAGUGGGAUCGGUGGUCGUGGUCCGGGUCAGUAG
Messenger RNA from Diaporthe amygdali, 672 nucleotides. RefSeq lists its product as uncharacterized. NCBI's taxonomy places the organism in Eukaryota, Fungi, Ascomycota, Sordariomycetes, Diaporthales, Diaporthaceae. Gene Ontology annotation, cellular component: nucleus. The transcript has 3 exons. The record is from RefSeq and is a predicted model, not a curated record. Bases 1 to 672 code for a protein of 223 amino acids.